CAGAGUGCGCAUGCGCAGCACCGAAUUCAGAAUGCCGAUGUGGCUCGUGCGGCAAAGUUAGCUUGUAGCUUUUAAAGUUAAUCAGAAGCCGAAAUGAACUUUUUCAUUGUGGCCUUGCUUUGUGCGUGUUGUAGUUUAGCUGCAGCGGACCAAGACGAGAGAAUGCCGAAUAAAUGUGAAGUGUGUAAGUUCCUGACAGUGGAGCUUCAGGAGGCUCUGGAGAAAACCGGUCGGUCCAAAGAGGUUCUGGAGGUCGGAGACGUGUUGGACACAGGCAAGAGAAGAAGAAAGAUCAAAUAUAACACCUCGGAAACCAGGCUGACUGAGGUGCUGGAUGAUAUUUGUGAGCGUAUUCUGCAGUAUAAUGUUCAUGCUGAGAGACCCGGCAGCCUCAGGUACUCCAAGGGGUCCAGUCAGACCAUGACGACUUUGAAGAAUCUGGUCAACAAAGGGGUGAAGGUGGACCUGGGCAUGCCGUACGAGCUCUGGGAUGAACCGUCAGCGGAGGUGACAGACCUGAAGAAGCAGUGUGAGAUGAUGCUGGAGCGCUACGAGGAGGUGGUGGAGGACUGGUACUUCCACCAUCAGGACCAGAGACUGGACAGCUUCCUCUGUAAGGAGCAUGUCCUCCAGACUUCAGAGCGAGCUGUUUGUUUCUCCUGCUGCAGAAUGUCUGGAGGAGGCGUGGAAAGGCGACGCAGGUGUUAAACAGGAAGUGAGCUCAGAGGAAACAGAACACAAGGAGGGAACGACACACGACGCUGGAGAACUUUAAAAUAAAAUCGACACCAGAUGGAGCAGAAGACAACACAACUACCUGCAGAUCAACAAACACAAUCGCACAUUUUAAUCCUGGUAGAUUUCAUUAGGAACAAAGUUACAUUGAUGUUGCUUUUUGUAACAAGAAUCUGCACUAACCUGACACUUUAUACCACAGAAGUCAGCUGCCAAUAUUUUCUGAGUGGUAUUUUUACUCCAAACUGCAGUAUUUGUACACAUUAUGUACAGUUUUUAUAUGUUGAAUAAAAUACUUUCUACAUUA
Austrofundulus limnaeus is the source of this 1042-nucleotide messenger RNA. RefSeq names its product canopy FGF signaling regulator 4 (gene cnpy4). The record is from RefSeq and is a predicted model, not a curated record. Bases 94 to 708 code for a protein of 204 amino acids. The transcript has 6 exons. Lineage: Eukaryota; Metazoa; Chordata; Actinopteri; Cyprinodontiformes; Rivulidae.